Molecule: messenger RNA, 2437 nt
Organism: Vidua macroura (Pin-tailed whydah)
Lineage: Eukaryota; Metazoa; Chordata; Aves; Passeriformes; Viduidae
Product: solute carrier family 2, facilitated glucose transporter member 11-like
Exons: 13
Coding region: 281-1876 (531 amino acids)
Biological process (GO): monosaccharide transmembrane transport
Cellular component (GO): membrane
Molecular function (GO): hexose transmembrane transporter activity
Source: RefSeq, a predicted model, not a curated record
UGUGGGACCUGUGGGAGUUGUAGUCCUGGGUGCUGUGGGAGACGCGCUCUGGGAGCGGGGUCCCCGCGGGGGCGCCGCGGGGUCCCCGAGGAGGGCCGGGACAGCCCCUCCCCUGUCCGUGGCCCGGCCUAAUCCCCUCAGCGGGGCGGGCACGGUCCGGCAGCCAAAUCCCGGUCAGCUGAGGAGCUCAGGCGGGCUCGGGGAGGUAGCGAACAGAGCCGAGCCGAGGCGAGCCGAGCCGAGCUGAGCUGAGCUGAGCUGCGGGCGGCAGGAGGGAGGGAUGGCGCCCAGGCACACGUUUAUUAAAUUUUGCAAAGGAACUCUAACUCAGCCCAUGCUCAGAAUGGAGCACCAGCCCCUGCUCAGAGGGUCUAGCUCGCCCUGCAAGCUCCCCAGCUGGACGUUGUUCCUGGCUGUUUGUGCUGUUGGAAUUGGAGGCACCUUUCAGUAUGGGUAUAAUGUCUCUAUUAUCAAUGCACCCACACAGCAUAUACACAAGUUCUUAAACGAGACCUGGAGUAGUCGUUAUCACAAGGAGCUAAAUGCAGAUUUGCUGACUUUUCUUUGGUCUGUCAUUGCUUCUAUCUUUUCCCUUGGAGGCCUGUGUGGAGCCCUGAUUGGAGGCAGCAUGGCCAUACGCCUGGGCAGGAAAGGAGCUCUUUUGAUGAAUAACAUUAUAGCAAUACUAGCCUCCAUUUUAAUGGGGAUCAGUUUUCCUACAGGAUUGUUUGAGUUACUGAUUGCUGGAAGGUUUUUGAUUGGCAUAAAUUCAGGUAUUGGGCUCUGUGUGCAGCCUCUUUAUAUUGGGGAGUUUGCCCCAAAACACUUAAGAGGUGGCUUGGCCAUGGGGACUUCCAUCUUUCUCACUGGGGGAAUUCUGACAGGACAAAUAAUUGGUUUGAGAGAAUUAUUGGGUGGAGAAAAGCAUUGGCCUCUGUUGCUAUCCAGCAGCUGUAUUCCAGCAUUAGCCCAACUGUUAUUCCUUCCAUGGUUUCCUGAAAGUCCCAGAUAUCUUCUUAUUGACAGAGGUGAUGAGCUGAGCUGUGCCAAAGCUUUGAAACGAUUUCAUGGUUCCUCAGAGUACCGAAGGGAGAUGGAAGACAUCCAGCGGGAAUGUUUUGCCUUAGAUGGGGAGAAACCCAAGAAGCCCUGGCAGUUAUUCAGUGACCGUGCUGUGAGAUGGCAGCUCAUCACUGUCAUCGUGAUGACAAUGGGCCAACAGCUCAGUGGCAUUAAUGCUAUUUAUUUCUAUGCAACUUAUGUUUUUGAACAAGCUGGGAUCAUGGCAGAAAAAAUCCCGUACGUGACACUCGGCACUGGAGUUUGUGAAUGUCUCACAGCCCUCUCCUGUGGUUUGCUGAUAGACCAUGUGGGAAGAAGAUGCCUUAUCAUUGGGGGUUAUCUCCUCAUGACGCUCUGGUGCACUGUUCUGACCUUCUCUCUGACUUACCAGGAGCUGUACUCCUGGGUGCCUUACCUGAGCAUGACGUGUGUAUUUGCCUUCAUCUUGAGCUUUGGGCUGGGCCCAGGUGGCAUAACAAACACCCUGACAGCUGAGUUAUUUGUACAGUCCUCACGUCCUGCUGCCUACAUGAUCGCAGGGACUGUGAGCUGGGUUAGUUUCUUCACAGUUGGAAUGCUCUUUCCCUUCAUAGUGAAUGGACUGAAGCAGUAUUGUUUUGUGGUGUUCUUACUGGAGUGCUUCGUUGUUGCUGCUUUCAUCUUCCUCGUAAUUCCCGAGACAAAAAACAAAUCUUUUCUGGAAAUCAAAAAGGAAUUUCACAAGCUUAAUUUUGGAAGAAAUGCCAGGAAAAAGGAAAUGGAGCGUUAUGAAAGAAGGCAACUUCAAGAUGAAUUUUUAAAGAUUUCUGCAUAAUUUCACAAAUGCAACAGAACUUCAGUGAGAAUUAUGAACCUAGUUUUCUAAAUUAGGAGUGUGAUACAUGAUCAAGUAGCUUAUUAAAUCUUCCUGUGUAUUUAGAGGAAGUGUAGCUAAAGGCAAGUUAGUACUGCUGAAAUGCUGUUAAAACCUGCCUUGCUGAAACAGGUGCUGUAGGGAUGCAGAAAUGCCAGGGAGGAUGCUCAGUGAGCCCCUCUGGCAGAUAAUUCAGUGACUCUGAUUUCUGCAGAUAAUUCAGUGACUCUUGCAUUUUUAAGCCCUGUCUUCAGUUUGGGUCACGGAGUGUAUCCAAAUGCUUUGCUGAAUGUAACAUUCUGAGUUCUUGUUAAAACCCACACAAGAACUGAGAACUGAUAUUUGAAAUAUUCCAGUUUAUGAAGAAAUAGGGGUAUUUAGUUUCUGUUUUUCCAGUUAUGUAACUUUGAAAGCCUUAAAGACAUUCCUCAUCCAUUUCUACUACUGUACUGUACAAUAAAAGUACAGCACCUCUCUGAAUUACUGGUAUUUAUAAUAAAAACUUGUAUCCUUAUAAAAGAG